Messenger RNA from Ziziphus jujuba (common jujube), 1947 nucleotides. RefSeq names its product protein DETOXIFICATION 40. NCBI's taxonomy places the organism in Eukaryota, Viridiplantae, Streptophyta, Magnoliopsida, Rosales, Rhamnaceae. The coding region runs from base 232 to 1767 and encodes 511 amino acids. Gene Ontology annotation, molecular function: antiporter activity; xenobiotic transmembrane transporter activity. The record is from RefSeq and is a predicted model, not a curated record. The transcript is spliced from 6 exons. Gene Ontology annotation, cellular component: membrane. Gene Ontology annotation, biological process: xenobiotic detoxification by transmembrane export across the plasma membrane.
AAAAAAACAAAACAAAAAUUUGCAGUCUUCUCGACAAUGAUUCCAAUUAGUAAAAGAAAAACGAAUGAAGAUGCCAUGGGGGUCCAUUUAUUUGUUUUUUUUUUUCUUUAAAAAAAAAAAAAAGGCUCAUAUUACAAUACAAGCUCUUCAAAUUAAAUAGCGGCAUUUUUUACUUCCAUCCCCCACCUGUUCUCUCCUCCUUCAUUCCUCUCCAUCAACACCAUCAUCAUCAUGGGCUCCCAAGAGGAUCUUCUCCAUCAAACCAUGUCCGACCACCACGAACCACCACCACCACCACCACCAACUGCUUCUUCACAUGGGAUUGACUCUCGGCUCGAAAAGGUUCUCUCGGAAACCCAUUUGCCAUUCUUGAAGCGUCUCUGGCUGGCAUCACGUAUCGAAUUGAGACUCCUCUUCCACCUGGCUGCUCCGGCCGUCAUGGUUUACUUGAUCAACAACGCUAUGUCUCUUUCCACCCGCGUAUUCGCCGGCCAUCUUGGUAAUCUCCAGCUCGCCGCAGCUUCUCUCGGCAACAGCGGCAUCCAACUCUUUGCCUAUGGUCUUAUGCUAGGAAUGGGAAGCGCGGUGGAGACUCUAUGCGGACAAGCGUACGGGGCCCACAAAUACGAAAUGCUAGGCAUAUAUCUACAAAGAUCGACGGUCGUCCUUACCCUGACCGCCAUACCAGUUAUGCUAGUCUACGUCUUCUCCAAGCAAAUCCUGCUCUUACUCGGCGAACCGAAUGACGUGGCGUCAUCAGCUUCGGUAUUCGUCUACGGUCUGAUCCCGCAGGUAUUCGCUUACGCUGUGAACUUCCCCAUCCAAAAAUUCCUCCAGGCGCAGAGCAUUGUGGCUCCCAGCGCCUACAUAUCGGCCACCACGCUCGUCUUGCACCUUCUGUUAAGCUGGAUCGCGGUGUACAAAAUCGGGAUGGGACUGAUCGGCGCGUCGUUGGUCUUGAGCUUGUCGUGGUGGAUCAUAGUUGGGGCCCAGAUGGUUUACAUCUUGAUGAGCAAGAAAUGUAAAGAAACUUGGAGAGGGCUUAGCUUGCAGGCGUUUCAUGGGCUUUGGGAGUUUCUGAAACUGUCGUCCGCAUCGGCCGUGAUGCUGUGCUUAGAGACUUGGUAUUUUCAGAUACUGGUUUUAAUAGCUGGCCUGCUGAAAGACCCUGAACUUGCUUUGAAUUCUCUGGCCGUUUGCAUGGCGAUACUUGGCUUGCUGUUCAUGGUUUCAGUCGGAUUCAAUGCAGCUGCAAGUGUGAGGGUGAGCAAUGAGCUUGGAGCUGGACAUCCCAAAUCAGCAGCAUUCUCUGUUUUGGUAGUGACUUUGAUAUCUUUCACCAUAGCUGUAAUAGAAGCCGCUGUGGUGCUGGCUCUCCGCCAUGUCAUCAGCUACGCCUUCACUGCUGGUGAGACCGUUGCCAAUGCGGUGUCGGACCUCUGUCCUUUCCUUGCUGUCUCUCUCAUUCUCAAUGGUGUUCAACCAGUCUUGUCUGGGGUAGCAGUGGGAUGUGGAUGGCAAGCAUUUGUGGCGUAUGUGAAUGUGGGAUGCUAUUAUGUGGUAGGAAUUCCAUUAGGCUGCGUGCUUGGGUUUAAGUUCGAUCUUGGUGCUAAGGGAAUUUGGACUGGAAUGAUUGGUGGCACCGUCAUGCAGACUCUCAUUUUGAUUUGGGUCACUUUUUGCACCGAUUGGGAUCAAGAGGUUGAGAAGGCCAGGAAGCGUUUGGACAAAUGGGACGACAAGAAGCAACCUCUUCUUGAGACCUGAACAGGAUCAGCGACACGUAUCUGUUUCACCAUUUGAUAAUUUUACACCUCGUUUUGAGAGCUUUCCUUCAUUAGGCUAGGUUUUGCAGAUUUCUUUAAAAUAAUAACAAUACUGUCUUUCGUCUCUAAUCAAACAUUGGAAAACAUUUCCUAACUCGAUAAAAGGGUGUUUUGGAUCUAA